UACUACCGGGAUGCCAUGGAGCAGUGUCACAACUACAACGCCCGGCUCUGCGCCGAGAGGAGCGUCCGCCUCCCUUUCCUCGACUCCCAGACUGGGGUUGCCCAAAGCAACUGCUACAUCUGGAUGGAGAAACGUCACCGAGGGCCAGGUUUAGCCGCCGGGCAGCUUUACUCCUACCCCGCGCGCCGCUGGCGGAAGAAACGCCGUGCUCAUCCUCCAGAGGACCCCAGACUUUCUUUCCCUUCUAUCAAACCAGACACGGAUCAGACCCUGAAGAAGGAAGGGCUGAUCUCUCAGGACGGCAGCAGCCUGGAAGCCCUUUUGAGGACCGACCCGUUGGAGAAACGGGCCCUCCCCGAUCCCCGCAUCGACGACGACAGCCUGGGCGAGUUCCCCGUCACCAACAGCCGCGCGCGGAAGCUGUCGCCCGGGAGUAGGAAGGAUGUUCAGCCGGUUCUUCAAAGCGCUGUCUCCUCCCUGUGAAGAAAAAACCCUGGAAGAAAAAACAGAGUGAAGUUUUUGAAAUGAAGACACGGGGAAGAAGAAAAAGCCGAGGGAGGUUUUAGGGAGGUUACAAGUGUCUGGUUUCUUUUUUGCGUCGAUAGAAUAAUCCAGGGUCGUUAGAAAUCACAGUAAUUAGUUCUGGAAAGUUGCGAGUCGACGCCGUCUCUCUGCUGCUGGGGAAUUCAGGCUGCUCUGCUGAUGGUUUGGCCUCUUCCCGUUGCUGUUGGCUCCUGGGGAGUGUUUAAUUCCAGGGAAGGGGUGUUUUUCUCCAUGUAUUUUAUGAU
Molecule: messenger RNA, 788 nt
Organism: Calidris pugnax (ruff)
Lineage: Eukaryota; Metazoa; Chordata; Aves; Charadriiformes; Scolopacidae
Product: zinc finger protein ubi-d4-like
Exons: 4
Coding region: 16-483 (155 amino acids)
Cellular component (GO): nucleus
Source: RefSeq, a predicted model, not a curated record